AUGUAUACGUUCUUCAUCUUAACUUCUUUUUAUGCGAGGAAACCUGAUUGGACUCAACCCGAGGCGCAGGAAAAAUUCUGCACAACAUUAAAUGAAUUUGUGUCAAAGAUUGAAGAUUUCAAAUGGGAAAAUUAUGACAUGAUAUUCUUUCCGAUAUGGGUGCACGAUCAUUUUUAUAUCAUGUGCUUCAAUCUCAAAAUUCAAAUGCUGGAUGUGAUUGACAAUGCUCUGGUUACGGAAGAGAUGGUAAAGCACAAAUAUGGAGGUGCACCAGCUAUUCUGAAAAAUUUCUUCCGAAAUUAUCUUGGAAAUGGUGUUAAUCCAACAAUGGAGAGUAUUGUCAAAACCUUAAAAAUCAGACACAUGACUCUACCAUGGCAGAACGAUACAAAUAAAGUUGACUGUGGAGUUUAUGUGAUGCGCCACAUGGAGACUUACAUGGGUGGUCCAGUUCGUAACUGGAAUUCAGGUUUAGCAAAGAACGGGACAGAGGCGUUCAUAAAACUUCGUGCCAAAUAUACUGAAGCAUUGUUUGUUGGAGAAACUAACAAGAAGCCUUUUCAAACAUUUUCAAUGAUACAGCAGAAGUUUCAGAAAAUAAAAAAAAAGGGGAAAUCAAUGUUGAAAAGAUGUUUAGAGAAUUUGAACCCCGUAAAGAUGGGUUCUAGUUGUAAUAGUAACUUGUAAGAUAUUUUGUCACGUUAAAGUAUCAUUUUAUCAGCUUAUAUGUCAUU
Molecule: messenger RNA, 734 nt
Organism: Salvia splendens (bonfire salvia)
Lineage: Eukaryota; Viridiplantae; Streptophyta; Magnoliopsida; Lamiales; Lamiaceae
Exons: 3
Coding region: 1-687 (228 amino acids)
Biological process (GO): proteolysis
Molecular function (GO): cysteine-type peptidase activity
Source: RefSeq, a predicted model, not a curated record